Messenger RNA from Entrophospora sp. SA101, 257 nucleotides. Lineage: Eukaryota; Fungi; Glomeromycota; Glomeromycetes; Entrophosporales; Entrophosporaceae. The record is from the annotation of a GenBank genome assembly.
GUCACAUUGCUUUAACAGACCUAAUCUUAAUUGAAAAAGCUAAAACAUUUGCAAAAAUGCUUAAUGUACAUUGUCAUUUUCCACUGGGUGGCUUCAAAGCUUUAAGAAUAUGUAUGUUUCUGUAUUAUAUUGAACUAAGAUUAGUAACUUUAUCAAUAACAAAUUAUCACACUUGUAGAAACAAUUUGAAAAGAUACCAAUUACAUGGAGAAAGUGAUUCAGCUGAUAUUAAUGCAAUUGAAAAUGCACCUUCCUGA